This is a messenger RNA of Branchiostoma belcheri (Belcher's lancelet), 3273 nucleotides long. Its product is annotated as P-selectin-like. Lineage: Eukaryota; Metazoa; Chordata; Leptocardii; Amphioxiformes; Branchiostomatidae. The coding region runs from base 259 to 3273 and encodes 1004 amino acids. The record is from RefSeq and is a predicted model, not a curated record. The transcript is spliced from 16 exons.
CUGAAAAGGCAGCCGAGCUGUGACUCCCUGUUCGGCGGGAAGCAGGUGAAGCCCGGCGCCGUGUGGAGGCCGUACGGCCCGCCGCUGUACGGGUACGGCUCCUCCCUGAACCCGCCGCCCAGGAAGCGGCCGGACACGCUGCUCAUCCUCGCCGCCAUCUUCUACUGCCUGGCCGUCCUGACAGCGGUGGUGUUCGCUGUGCUGUUCAAGACCAACGUCAUACCAGUAUACAAAACUCCGGAGCCGGUACCUGUGUGGAUGCAGCAGUUUCCCCCGGAGAUGCAGAGGUGGUACCAGUUGGCGCUCCAGGCCGCCGGAGGGGACACAUUAGCGAUACUGCCGCCUGGAUACGUGCAGCAACCGACCGAUGAGACUCCCGUUCAAGAGUUUUGUGGAAACACGUCUCUGCCCGACUUGCCCCAUGGCCACUUCAACUGCACCAGUAUCGCCCACCAUAACAUCUACGUGCGCAUGUGCAUUGCGAAGUGUGACGUGGGCUACCAGACCGAUGACGCGGGCCUGCUGUUCUGCAAGCGCGGCCGAUGGUCGCCGAUCGCGCCCAAAGUCUUGUCGACACUCGUCGGCGUCGGUCGGGCUGCCGACACGAUGCCGAACACCGACCCUCGGUGGUUCGAGCACCUCGGCAUCUCCGACCAAAUCUACGCGGACGUGGCGUUUAACAUUUUAGUGAAGGUUGAUGACGUCCCAAAUCUGUCUAUCAUAAAGACAUAUCUAAACAUUAUCUCAGAGGACAACAUCAUCGACUUUAACAUGAUGCGGCAGGUGUUGAUUUGGAUUGGCCCAACUCUAGACGACAAAGUGGCCAACCUGGACUUCCUGCAUAUUCUGUCUCGCCUAGAGACGUUUGGGGCGUCCAGACGGCCGGUAUGCAGAAUCGUGGACUGUGGAAGAGACUUUGAGAACUUAGCUCAUGGCCGAGUCAACAGCACUGCGACCACCUACAUGUCCGAAGGCCGAGUGGUCUGUGAGCGAGGCUACCUGCCCCGGCACCCUGUACUAACGUGCAACGCUACAGGACACUGGGACAAACCUGCACAGUGCGACCCUGUAACCUGCAGCCCACCUGAGGACCCCCCGCACGGCUCGUACCUGUGUCAGGGUCACGUGUUCUCGGACCGCUGUGACGUCAUGUGUGACGUAGGGUACGUACCGGAAACGGACCACGCCCUGGGCUGCAGCUGGACCGGAAAUUGGACCGCCUUCCGCAGAGGGAACACGACAGAGAUGGAAAAUUUUGUGUCAGCAGGUACGACGUACGGCGAGACGUGUUAUCUCACCUGUCAGGACGGCUACAAACGGCUGGGACAAGACAACUUCACCUGCCAGGUGUAUCGACCAACAGCCCAAGCAACCUGGAGUGGGGAGCCUGAGUGUACCCCAGUGAGUUGCGGCCCCCCUCCUGAGUUCCCUAACACCGCCCUACAGUGCGCCAGCGGACACACCUACGGGAACAUCUGCGGAGUCACCUGUGCGGACGGGUACGAAGGAACGAACCACCGGAGCGUAGCUUGUCAUAACAGCGGCAACUGGAGCCUACAGACGGGAGAAAGACUGCGGCAAUCUUACCGUAAAACACUAACAGAAUUUUUUCUUAACGCCCAGAGCCCUGCCAACGGCAGCCUGACGUGCAGCGGUACCAGGUACCAGGACUCCUGCCGCCUGACCUGUCAGCCCGGGUACAAAGUCGGCAAUGACCAGGACCUUCAUCUCCACAGUCUACACAGCUUCAGGUGCAUGGCUAGUGGACAAUGGAACGACAAGCCCAGAUGCGUCCCAUCCGACUACUGCCGGCUCAGUCUGCACGACUGCCACCCUGAGCACGGGAUCUGCGACCUGACGGGCCACCAGACCUUCAGCUGCCGCUGCCGGGUCGGGACGGUCGGGGACGGGAGACGCUGUGAACGGACCUCCUGUCCACCUUUCCCGGUCGCUGAACCGGAGAAUGGUUACUUCGGGUGUUCUAUCCCGGCAUCCCCUGCAGCUGACUUCUGCCAAUCACCUGACAGCACGGCGGCGGAGUACGAGGUCGUCUGUCUGCUCCACUGUAACCCUGGUUACGACAGGCUGAUCUAUGCCGAGUACUCCUGUGGACACGACGGGAACUGGACCAUCCCAUUCAACCUAAACACCACAGGGACCAUACCGUGCUUAGCUGUGAAAUGCUCGAACCUGUCCAGUCCCCGACACGGUAGAAUGACCUGUGGCAGCGGCUACUAUUUCCGGUAUCCUGAGGUCUGCAACUUUACCUGUGACUGGGGCUACGAGCUCACGACUCCCGCAAGCAGCAGGGAGAGACGCUGUCAGACUGAUGCAACCUGGUCUGGAAACGACGCCGUGUGCAUAGGUGUACAAUGCCCGCCCCUGUCCCGUCCAACUAAUGGAGGAAUGUCCUGUAACAACGGCUCCUCCUUCCGCUACCCCGAGACUUGCAGCUUCGCCUGUAACAGCGGCUACCGGCUGUCAGGAAGCAGCGGUCGGACCUGCCAGGCUGAUAGUACUUGGACUGGGAGCGCUGCAGGGUGUAUUGUGGAGUGUCCGGCUCUUACCAGCCCCCAGAACGGCAGGGUGGACUGUACUGACCGACUGGUAAACGACAGGUGCACCUUCAGCUGUAACCAUGGUUACCACCUGCUGGGGUCAUCUCAGGUCGUGUGCGGGUCGGACGGACAGUGGACAGGCACGGUCCCCACCUGCGCAGCUUGUGACAGCGCGGCUGACAUCAUCUUUUCAAUCGACGUUUCUGGGAGUGUAUCGGGGCACUUUGCCACAGUCAGGAACUUUAUCAAUGGUGUAGUAAAUUCUCUAACCAUCGGAGGAAAUCACGCGAGAGUUGGGUUCAUCAAAUUUCAAUUUGACGAUGCAGAUAAGGUGAUUUCCCUCACGGACUACGACAAUAAGUCCGAUUUGUUGGCAAUGAUUGGAAGUUUGGGCACGUCGUUAGGCAGCAAAGUUCCCUCUGUCGCGGGUUUGUCCGCUAUGCGUAACGAAUUCUCAACUUCAGGACGGCCGGCAGCGAGGAAGAUCGGGAUCGUCCUAACAGACGGCCAAGACAGUUCGAGUAGCGCUGUCAUACCUGACUCGCAAACACUGAGGAACGACGGCACCACAAUUUUCUGUGUGGGAGUUGCUAGCGUCGGGAUUGAAACUCUGAACAACAUGGCCAGCAGGCCUGUUAAUGACCACGUGUUUACUGCCACGUUCGAUAAUCUACAGACUAUUGUAGACACUCUCCGUCCUAAGGUUUGGUGUUGA